This is a messenger RNA of Aureobasidium uvarum, 987 nucleotides long. The record is from the annotation of a GenBank genome assembly. Lineage: Eukaryota; Fungi; Ascomycota; Dothideomycetes; Dothideales; Saccotheciaceae.
AUGACCCAAUACGGCAAAUUUCACCUUGCGCUCAACCCUGCCAGUGUNCUCUUUGCCGAGUCGGCAUCACGAGGAGGAAAUGGCUUUGGCGGAUGCGAUCUACGGGGCAUCUCGCUGGGAGGAGGAAGACAUCUUGCCAACCUGGGUUCCAUAUUGAUCGACGGUCUGGCCAUCCUCAUCGCCCUGUUCCUGAUCUGGAGGUCCAACAGAAAGCGCGCUGCUGUCGGCAGAAGGGAAAUGCAACUCUUCCUCGUCGGCUUCAUCAUCAUCUCAAUCUGCGAAAUCUUCACCAUCGGCUGGUUCCCUCUUGAUGGCGCUGUGCGACGGGUGAGUUCUCUGCGGCAUGGAGCCUCUCAAGAUGCAAAGACUGACAAGACUAGNGCCUUCACUGCCGUACACAUUGCCUCGAUCAUUGCGACUACUUGGAUCCUUCUCAUGAACGGUGCCGUCGGCUAUCAGUUCUUGGACGAUGGAACCUUUGUCUCACUCGCUCUGAUCUUCGGUUCGGCCGCUAUCCUCUUUGUCGGCACUGGCUACAUUGCGCUCGACACCGGUUUCAGCUGGACUGGAUACUGGGAUGACACGCUCGUUGCACCCAACCGCGCAUACGCCCUCUACACGUUGUAUCAGCUUGUGCCUCUGGUCUUCCUCAGCAUCUUCUUUAUCCUCGAGGCUUUCAUUGUCGUCAGAGUUCUCGGCGAGAUUAGACCCAUGCGUAAGUUUGGCGUCAUUGUUGUCCGGGAGAACAUUACUGACAUGUCUUUGCANGUGUACCUCGUCGCCGCAAUGCUCCUCUUCGCCAUCGGACAGAUCUUCCAAUACGUCAUCAGCGUACAUCUCUGCAAUGCGACCAAUGGAGCCAUCAACGGAGGACUCUUUGAAACCCUCUUCACCCUUCUCUCCAUCAUCAUGAUCUGGGUCUUCUGGUCCAGUAUCACCGAAGACGACUGGCCUCUCCCCUCCACUGAGACCAGCACAUACAACUAA